This is a messenger RNA of Sciurus carolinensis (gray squirrel), 2985 nucleotides long. Its product is annotated as suppression of tumorigenicity 18 protein-like. Gene Ontology annotation, cellular component: nucleus. NCBI's taxonomy places the organism in Eukaryota, Metazoa, Chordata, Mammalia, Rodentia, Sciuridae. Gene Ontology annotation, molecular function: zinc ion binding; DNA-binding transcription factor activity, RNA polymerase II-specific; RNA polymerase II cis-regulatory region sequence-specific DNA binding. The record is from RefSeq and is a predicted model, not a curated record. Gene Ontology annotation, biological process: regulation of transcription by RNA polymerase II.
AUGGCAAGAAAGAAGCUGGCUGAAGAGCAGGCUCUGGGUGUCCCGGUUAAGAAAAGGAAGUCCCUGCUCAUGAUGCUGCAGCACCACAGCCCAGACGUGGACUGCAGGGGGUUCGGGGACGGCAAGACCCAGGACGGCAGCCUCUCAGUGACAUGUGGUCAUGCUGAUGCAGAAAAAAUCAUAAUAAAACCUGCGGGUGAGAAUCUUCAUUCAACUGCACAAGAAAACUCUCCUUGGAAAGAACAGUACCCUUCUUAUCAAAAACUGGUAGUCAAAUCUCUAAUACACUUGGAGAAAUUUGGAAAAAAUCCAUCUGUUGAGGCCAUAAAUGGAAACCUGAAUAACAGAGGCAUCCAGUCUUUAUCAGCAGAGAGUGAUGAUGAUAGCUUUAUGUUUCCUUUUGAUGAUGAAAGCGACAAUGUGGAUGAUUCCCAGACCCCACUCUGCUCUUCCAGUGACAGCAGAAGUAACUCUGAAAGGGCAGAGAGUGGGUGGGGCAAUGGCCCCAACUGUCCAGAAGAUACCAGACCUCAUAGUACAAAGUACAUGUCAGUAGGUAAAAAAGAUCUAUUGGAAGUUCCUGAAAUGAACACCGAAGGUAACAGAUUUGUCCUUUGUGAGAAAAGAGGUGAUUCCAACCCAGAAUGGGGACAACCACAGAACACUGGUGUGGAACCCUUGGAUGGUACAGCAGAGCCUGCCUUCCCUGAGACCAAGGAGGACCACCAGGAGAACCUGGCCACAAUUGCAGAAGAGCCCAGUGAUUUGGAGAAAGCCCAGGGGAACCUGAGUUUGCUGGUGCAAGCCAUUGCUCUGCAGGCUGAGCGAGACUCUGUUUUCCACAGUACCAGCAAGGAGCUGGGCAGAUCUCAGCUGGUGCACCUAGUGGGGGAAAGACAGCACACCAGAGUUAUUGACAUGGGCAGAAGACAAGUCAUCUUUUACAACAAAUAUUCCCCAAGGCCUGAAAAAAGGAGGAGCCAGUGCCCCAUCCCUGGGUGUGAUGGCACAGGACAUAUCACUGGGCGUUUCCCCCACCACCAGAGUCUCUCAGGGUGCCCCCACAAAGUGUGGCUUCCCCAGGAAGUUCUUGCAACACGUGAAUAUGUGCUCAAGUGUCCCACCCCAGGAUGCACAGGAAGGGGUCAUGUGAAGAAUAAUCGAAACACUCACAGGAGCCUUUCUGGUUGUCCAAUUGCUGCAGCUAGAAAAUUGCCAAUGUCCCUAGAUAAAUAUCUGCUUGAUUCCUACCAAAUUGGACCAUGUCCUGACCAGGCGUACAGGACAAGCUUGGUGGAGCAAGCUGAUUUCAAAUUCCAAUCACUAUGCAUCACUUCUCCCAGAGCUACAAUAUUGAAAAAACAGAAGAAGUUUGGAAAAGUGCCAUUUGAUUAUGCUAGUUUUGAUGCCCAUGUCUUUGGUAAAUGUCCCCUUGAACAAACAGACCAAGGAAGAAAAACUCCACGAUUUCCUGAAUCAAAGCAUUUUUCAAAUCCAGUCACAUUUUUGAAUCGGCUGCCUAGAGCAGGCGCCCACACACAGAGCAGGAGACCUGCCAGCUCUUACAACCAAGGUCAGUGUAGUGACGACUCCCAGACAGAGGCAGCUGCUGCUGUCCUGAGCCUUUCCACUCACUGGAGGGAACACACAGCCAUCCUUCCCAACAGACCACAGAGUCUGCAUGUCAAGGAAGGCGAGCUAGAAGAGGAGGAAAGUGGGAUAUUGGACUUCAGUGAGGACAAAAGUGAAAUCCUGGACAAGGCUGCACCCACUUCUUCAGACAACACCAGCCUAACACCUUCCUCUUCUCUAUCCCAAACAAUCAACUGUCAAGCUCUGUCUGACCAAGAGGGCUGGGACACACCUACCAAGAACAGUGAAUCCCAUGGGAAGACAGAGGAGGAAAAAGAGAAAAAUCCAGUGAACUCUCGGGAAAAUUUAGUGGAAAAAAAACUUCUGGGAGAGGUUUCUAUACCAAACUCUAAACCUAAGCUCCAUGCAAGCAAUCUCAAGAAAAAAACAGUCAACUCUCCAGCACCAGGAAGUGAUGUGAAUGGCCAUGUCACAGGAAAUUCUGCAUCUUACUGCAGAAUGGUUCCUGACCAUGCCCGUCACAGGUAUCUGACCCCAGUCUGCGAUGGGUCCGGACAUGCAGUGAGAAACUAUGUGUCCCACUGGAGCUUGUAUGGCUAUCCUCAAGCAAGAAAAAGGGGCAUCAAAAUGCCCACUACCAAGGAAGAAAAAGAAGACUCUGAACUUAGAUGUCCUAUAAUGGGGUGUGAUGGCCAAGGUCACAUAUCAGGUAAACACGCAGCACACCAGAUGGCUUCUGGCUGUCCCCUGGGUGCCAAGAGGCAGAGGGAGAGUCCUCUCAAGGAGGCCCCUCUUUCCUGGAAACUGAGCAAGCAAGAGCUGUCCCCUUGGCCCUUCCCGGACUGCAAAGGACUGGGCCAUGAAAAUACUGAUUCUGUCACCCACAGAAGCUUCUCUGGAAAUCUGCUCAGUGCACAAGGUAUCAUAAAGGGCCAGGUCCCUAAAGAACUAAUGGCCGUCAAGCGCAAAGUCACUGGGGGUAUUGAAGAUGAUGAACACAUUAGGCAUUUGGAUGAAGGAUUGAAGGAACUCAGUGAACCUCACCUUAAAAGUGAAUCACAUAAGAUGAAACUUCAGACUCAGAUCACAUCUGUGGAGACCAGCUCCAAGGCGAUGGAGGAAGGGAACAAACUCACAGGAUGGAAUGAUGGAAGACUGAAGGAGCUAAAAGAUCUGAGUCACACUCUCACUUCAAGCUGUGGCAACAUCCAGCCUCCACUGAUGGGACCUGUCAGUGAGCAGAGCGUUGCGGCAUAUGUAAAUAAGCUUACAGACGUGUACAGCAAGCUGGAACAGGACAGUUCACAAUGCAAAGCUCUCCUGGAAAGUAUCAAAGCAGUGAAGGACAGGAUCACUGUGCUGCCAGGCACCAGAGAUCACCAGCAGCUGUAA